GCAUAAACGAUGGGACCAGUGGUGUAAUUUGAGACUAGAGAGCAAGCCAGCAGCCAGCUCGAUCUUAGGGCCAAAAACCAAACUCCCCUAUUACCGACAAUCCAUAUGUAGUGGGAGUAGUAGUAGGAAAAGGUUGCAGCAGCUUCGCUCAAGUCUAGUUGAAACCUGGCUCUCUAUUUCUCCCCCGUUUUGCUUGCAAUAACUUGGAAGAGAGAAAAGGGUGGAAGGAAAAAAGAAGUAGAGGUGGUUGGGAGAAGCCACAGAGAAAUAAAUCAGAAGCAACUCCCUCUUAGCUACUCUGCAAAUGAGAGAGUGAGCCGGUGCCAGAGAGCUCUGUCAAGGGAGAGAGAGUUCUCCAUUUCAGGGAGUUUGGCAGAGCCUCCCCACCAGUCCCCAUGGAACCCGGUACAAAGCGCCCCUCCGGCCAGAGGGCUUGAUCUGCCUCCUUCGGGAGGGGGAGAGGCAAAGGCUCCUCUCCGUCUCAUCUGCCUCUGCGCCCUGCCGGGGCUGCUGCCAUCGGAAUGCCGCUAAGGCUGAACUUGGUGUGGCUGCUGAGCUGCUGGGCCAGCCUGUGCCGCGGCUACUUCGACGGCCCCCUAUACCCGGAGAUGUCCAACGGGACGCUGCACCACUAUUUCGUGCCCGACGGCGACUACGAGGAGAACGACGACCCGGAGAAGUGCCAGCUACUCUUCAGGGUGAGCGACCGGCUGCGCUGCUCGGCGGGCGGGGACGCGCAGCAGUGGAUGCCCUUCCAGCCGCCGGCGCCCAGCCUGACCCUGAGGGAGGAAUUCACCCUCCUGGGCAGGCAGGUGGAGGACGCGGCAAGGGUGCUGGACGGCAUCCGCAAGAGCAUCUCCUACGACCUUGACGGCGAGGAGAGCUACGGCAAGUACCUGCGCCGGGAAUCGACGCAGAUCGGCGACGCCUACGGCAACUCGGACAAGGCCCUGGGAGAACUGGAGACUAAGUUCCGGCAAGGGCAGGAGCACGAGAACCGCGAGGAGAGCCGCCUCAACGACGACUUCCUGGGGAUGCUGGUGCACACACGCGCUCUCCUCAAGGAGACCCUGGCCGUCUCGGCGGGCCUCCGGGACAAGUACGAGCUCCUCGCGCUCACUAUCCGCAGCCACGGCACGCGCCUUAGCCGCCUCAAGGCCGAGUACCUCAAAGGCUGAGCGACCUGUCGCCUGACCGCGCUUGCCUGACCGCCCCCCGCCACGUGUAGCUCCGCAGUGCGCCCCUGGUGACGGGGGAGAGAAGCGACUCGUCUUCUCCAAGCUAUUCUUCCUGUUCUUGCCAAUGCGGUUGCAGUACUGCAGGGAUUUCGUCUAUUUGUUGCAUUAGCAGAAGUUUUCAAAUAACUUACACCAGCUGUUCUGCAGGCGGGCGGGGGGGGGGAGCUUUUCUUCUUAUGUUUUUUAAAUUACGCGCUUGUGAGUCACAACAGGCGCCAUCUCAGAAGAGGCAUUCCCUCCUGUGUUAAAUGAGUAAUGCUUCUCCGAUGGCGCUGACAUCCCGUUAAUGUUUAAGAACUUCCAUUAAAAAUAAUUAACAAUUUAAGAAAAUAAACUUUUUGAGGAUUCAUCAUGGGCAUCAAUCUAUCAAAAGGUUUUUAAUCAAUGGAUCUAACUCGUAUACUUACAAUCUAAUGGAGACUUUCUUCAGUCUUCAACCAUUGAUGUCUGUGGAUUUUAGGCAAUGUCACCAUGCAUAGGAUUGCACUUAAUGUUGCAACUUUAUAACUAUUGUUACUAUUAUAAAUUGUUUUUUGUCAAUAAUAUAAUCAUCCAUGUGUAGCACUUUGAAAUACUGAGUCACAGUAUUUGAUCCACAGUUUUUUAUCACGUGUGGAAGACCCACUCAGCAGAGAGGCAGUAGUUUGGCUCGGGAUAGCUUUGGGAGGAUUAUUAAAAGACAAACUAAAGUACUUGUGGUACCUCAUGAUGGGUACCACUUUUGCCAGUGAUAAAUACGACCAAAAUGUUCUGCCUCCUGUAUCUGCCACCUUUCUAACAAGCAGGAAUUCAACAUGUGACUUUCCCUUACUGCUUCAUCACCACGCCAGUAAAAGCUUUACUUGCUGGAUUUUCUCCUCCCAUAUAAGGCACGAUAUGCCUGUGGGGGAAAGGAUGGUAACACUGUUUCAUUGUGUUUACCCCCACAAAUAAACUAGGAAGCAGGUAAUUUUGAUGUACCUGUCCCAAGUGAAGGUAUAAAAACAAAGAAUGGUUUACCAGCAGAUUUUUAAAGAGUGCAUAUUCCCAUAGCCAAAUGUAUUCCUGUUUAGCUAAUUUGUGGUAUCAAAAGUUUUAUUUAUUGUGAUGAUAUAAUAAUGUAUGUAGCAUUUUCCUUACUCAAGUUUUAGAAACCUUACUGUUCACAAGCCAGCAACAUUAACCCAUUGAUUUUACUCUGCUGGUUUGUGAUCAGUGUGUUAACUUUCUCAGUAUCCUAGAAAAUAAGUGACUGAGGUCAUCAGAGAGUGAAUUGCUUGCAGUUUUUGAACAUUGUUCUUUGUUCCUUUCCCAUCUCAGAUUUGUAGAACUUUGUUGAAUAUAUGUAAGAUGCCCCAAUAUUACAAACAUUUGUGACAUUAUUAGUAAUAAUGUAUAUAGCACUUCUAACCUCACAUACCACACCCCUAAUAUAAGUAGAACCAUAGCUGCUUCCACUCCAAGGGUUUUCCACAUUUCAGCUACCCAACAGAAGCAUUUUUUUUUCAUAUUUGCACAUGAUGUCAUUCUCUAUAUGUCUACAGACUAUUAACAGCCUAUUCCUCUCCCCCCCCCCCCAAAAAAAAAUACUUUAUUUUAAAUCUUUAAAAAUUAUGUUUCCUAGGCAAGAUGUUAUCUGGCAGGAGCAGCAUCUUGUACUGUCUGAAAGGGAAACAAUUCACUAAAGGACUUCUGUGAAGUGCAAGUUGAUGACUGUAUUUAUCUUUUUAUAAUGGCAAGGAUUUAGUUCCCAGUAAAAGUUAACAGAAGAGAAUCACUGGUUUUUUAGACAGAGGAAAGAAAGUAGUUGGAGGAGGAGGUUUUUUUAAAGCUAUAAGGGUAUUGCAUUAUUCCUGUCCAGUGUUAUUCAUGCUCAUGUUAGAAAGAGAGAGAGAAUAACUUACUGCUCAGACUGCCUUUUAGGGAGUGGGGAGGGAAUUGACACCAGUUUCUGCAAAUAUGUGGCUUUAAAAAAAUUAAAAAGAAUUAUUUCUAUUCAGUGUUACCCAUGUUCAUCAAAAUAAAAAUAACAGGGUGGAUGUGAAUCCUGAGUGUCACGUGAGAAGAGAGUGGGGGAUGGGCUUUACUGCUUGCCAGCUUUGAAAGAGAAACCACAGCUAAUAGUGAAGACAAAACAGAUUACCUUGGACUGUAUGGAAUCUCUGUUGCAAGAAUCACAUCAGAAUUUGACUGCUACAGAAUAUCCCCCUGGUGUGGAAGUCACCCAUAUACAUUGUGUUUUGCCGACUGUAAUAUUACUCAGAAGAAAUCAAGCAGUCUGUCAUUUCAAGUAUGGAUUUGUAUUAUUGGCUUUUUAAAAUUGAGAGGCUUUUUUAAAGCUAAGAAGCUUCUUGCAGCUAUUAGGCCUCCCACAAAAAAACUAUCAAAUUUGCCCCAACCUCUUCCCAUUCUUUCCACUCCUUCUUUCUGCAGUAAUUAUUUAACAUGCUGCAGAGGGAUUUAGUAUAACUGGAAGCUACUGUUGAGUCUAGCAUGGCUCUCUCCCAGUUUUAACUUUUUCACCAUGUGGGAGAGAUCCCCACUGAACUGCCAACAAUUCGUACUGUCAGCCACAUUCUUUAAGCUAGGAUUGCCAGAUCUGAAUUUGAAAAGUAAGGGAUGUUACAUAGUUGUUGGUGUGGCCACAGUGUAGAGUUCUGUUGGUGCUUGAGCUGUCUAAUAAUAACAGUCUGAAGAAUUCUAAAAUAAUGUUUGUUUAAUUACAUGGAGUGUCAGUUUUCCAGUGCUUAGAAAUAAGGAACAGAAAUUAAACAGAAAGGUUGUAACAA
Messenger RNA from Sphaerodactylus townsendi, 4006 nucleotides. It is a transcript of the gene FIBIN, whose product is annotated as fin bud initiation factor homolog. The transcript has a single exon. Lineage: Eukaryota; Metazoa; Chordata; Lepidosauria; Squamata; Sphaerodactylidae. Bases 522 to 1178 code for a protein of 218 amino acids. The record is from RefSeq and is a predicted model, not a curated record.